AUGGCGGGCGCGGCCGUGCUGCGUGUGCGGCGGAAGCGCGGCAGCUCCGAGCCGGCCGAGGCGCUGCUCCUGGCCUGCAAGCGGCGCCGGGCCGAGCCCGUGGAGAACAACCUCUUCAAGCUCGCGGCGACCGUGUCCUCCAAGGAUGAACCAGUUCAGAAAUACGUUAAAGAUGCCAUCACGCGGGACAAGGCAGCUCAGAGCCUGCGGCCCCCUUUGGGAAGCACCCAGCAAAUCCUUCAGGAGCUGCGCUGUGCCAAGCAGGCGGAAAGGAAGGAGAAGCGGUACCGGGUCAUUUCCAGCCACCGGCCCCACUGCGCCCACACAGCUGCACCUGCCACAGACGGACAGGCCGUGCCCCACGGGGACAGGUCGGACUCUGAAGCACUGCAGGAUGCUUCACCAGAGGAGAGCGGUGCUGUGGAUAAAAGUUCAGGCUGCUGUGGGAAAUUCCAGCUGUUUGAUAUUAUACAAGAAGAGGAGACGGUGGGAGAUCCCAGUGCAACCACUGCAAACCCACAGCAGAAGACCAAUCCAGAUGCAAUCCUUUGCAAUGCAGUAGAGAUGAUCCGUGAGCGUUUAAAUAUUUCUGAAGAUGGUAAAGAACAACACGGUCACAAAGAAGAUGAGUAUGUUUAUGACAUCUACUAUAAGGAAACAUCAGCCCCUGACUGGAUUGAAAAUAUCCUUUCUGUGCAGCCCUACAGAGAAGAAUAUGAAUGGGUAAAUGAUGAUCCUGGUCCAGAGGAAGUGUAUGACGAUGAAGACGAUGAAAAUGAUGAAAAUAACUGGCGUAAUGAUUAUCCUGAGGAAGAUGAAUUCUUGCCUGAGGAAGAUGGAGAAAGAGAUUCAGAAGACAGCCUCAGUGAUGAGGACCAAUGUUACAGAAGAAGAACAUGGGACAAGUAUCGAGAGGAGGUUUUGAAGGAAUUUGGAUACGAUCAGAUUGAAGAUUUGGGUUCUGACUAAACAGCCUGGUUUUGGAGAUGAAAUGCACACUGAAGGUGAACAUUUGCUGCUUUAGGAGAAUGUACUAUCUGAGCAGCCAGCUUCAGCUGGUGGACAUUAAACAGAUGAGUGUGUUAUAGGUAAAAGUUAAGUUAUGUUAGAUUAGUGUAUAGUUCAAUUAUAUUGUAUAUAUUAUAUUAAUUGUAUUAUGUUAAGAGUGGGGGGGUUAUUAGAAUGUUCUAGAAGAAGGGUCCAGGGUUUGGUGGAACGGAGGUCCGGUGGGGCAAGGUGAGGUUGUAGAGGGAUUGGAUGGAACAUCUGACCAAUCAUUCGAAGCCCUGCAGAAAAAAUUGGUCCAGAAUGAACGGCGUUUAAGACCAAUGAGGAGCCUGGAAAUGGACCAGUCACCAUGCGGAUCCGUAAUGGACCAAACCUGGACUCUGAGGGGGCUAUAAACGGGGGGAGUUUGGUUGGGCUGGGGUUCUUCUUUUUGGAAGGUUGCUUUUGGGGGAGAACCCAGUGCACUUGUGGGUAGCGUUUUUGGCUCACUGUGUGGGGUGCUCGGGCUUAUCCCAGGUAUUCCGUUCCUUGUAACUAUUUUAAUAAAUGAGAACCUCUUUUUCCAGAGAAA
Messenger RNA from Zonotrichia albicollis (white-throated sparrow), 1579 nucleotides. RefSeq names its product solute carrier family 7 member 6 opposite strand (gene SLC7A6OS). The record is from RefSeq and is a predicted model, not a curated record. Gene Ontology annotation, biological process: developmental process. NCBI's taxonomy places the organism in Eukaryota, Metazoa, Chordata, Aves, Passeriformes, Passerellidae.